AGACGCAGAUCUACGAUCUAUUAGCAGCAAGAACAAGCUACAAGGUCACCCCAACAACAACCAUGGCUCCCAGCUUCGGCCGCUCCAUCUCCUUCCCGCUCAGCCCGGCGCGCUCCUCCAAGCCCCGCGCCGCCGCCGCCGCCUACCACGUCCGCUCCAUCAGCCUCCCCUGCCGCUCCCACCCGCUGCUCGCGCACCUCCAGACCCACACCGCCGCCGCCCGCGCCUGGGCCCUCAACCCCACCGCCGCCUCGCCCUCCUCCGGCCUCGCCCACAUCGACGCCCUCCACGCCGCGCUCACCGAACUCCUCCUCCUCCCGGAGCCCCAGGCCGCGGUCCGCGCCGCCUCCUCCGACCGCCUCCUCGACGCCUUCCUCCUCCUCGCCGACGCGCACCGCGGCUUCCACGAGGUGCUACUCACGCUCAGGAGCGACGCCGCCGAUGUCCGGGCCGCCCUCCGGAGGCGCGACGCCGCCAGGCUCGCCUCCGCCGUGCGAUCCCAGCGCAGGAACGAGAAGGAGCUCGCCCGCCUCGCUGCCACCGUGUCCUCCAUCGCCCUCAACAGCAAGUGCGCGCGCCUCGGCUUUGCCGGAGCCACCGCAGAGGAGACCGAGAUGGCAGCCGCGCUCAUGGACGCGGCGGCCGCCAGCGCCGCGGCCUCCGCCGCCGUGUUCUCGGCCGCCGCGUCGGUCUCUGCCGCCGCGUCCUCGUCCAAGAAGACAGCGACCUUCGUGGCCUUCACCAAGAAGGCGGACACUGCCGAUGUGGAGCCGGAGAAGCUCGAGGAGCUUGAGCAGUGCAUUGACGAGUGCGAAAGCGGCAGCGAGAUGGUGUUCAGGAGCAUUGUUCGGACUAGGGUUUCGUUGCUCAACAUUAGGACCCCCGCAAUUUAGAGAAUCACAUCCCCAAGAGAAGCUCUAACUGCUGUACACUAGAGAGUAUAUACUGUACAUAGAAACAGAGAACAUAUAUACAAGAAAGAAGACAUUUUGCCGUA
Setaria italica (foxtail millet) is the source of this 997-nucleotide messenger RNA. RefSeq lists its product as uncharacterized. Bases 63 to 893 code for a protein of 276 amino acids. The transcript has a single exon. The record is from RefSeq and is a predicted model, not a curated record. NCBI's taxonomy places the organism in Eukaryota, Viridiplantae, Streptophyta, Magnoliopsida, Poales, Poaceae. Gene Ontology annotation, biological process: root development; shoot system development.